UCUCCCAAUCCCACUUGAGAUUAGGGUUUUGUGUUGGAGAGAAUCAACAACAACGAUGACGCAGGCACAAGAGGCGCUGGAGCAGGUGCAAUGUUUCGGGCGGAAGAAGACGGCGGUGGCCGUGACGUACUGCAAGCGAGGGCGCGGUCUGAUAAAGAUCAACGGCUGCCCGAUCGAGCUGGUGGAGCCGGAGAUCCUCCGGUUCAAGGCCUUCGAGCCGAUCCUCCUCCUCGGCAAGAGCCGGUUCGCGGGCGUGGACAUGCGAAUCCGCGUGAAGGGCGGCGGCCACACCUCGCAGAUUUACGCCAUCCGGCAGAGCAUCGCGAAGGCCCUGGUGGCCUUCUACCAGAAGUACGUGGACGAGCAGAGCAAGAAGGAGAUCAAGGACAUCCUCGUCAGGUACGACCGCACCUUGCUCGUCGCCGAUCCCCGCCGCUGCGAGCCCAAGAAGUUCGGCGGUCGCGGCGCCCGCGCCAGGUUCCAGAAGUCUUACCGUUAGGCUAUCGUUUCUUAUUGUGCUUUCGGUUCAUGUUUUAUGCUGUGGAAAACUUUCGCUCCGAGGAUGCUCUUUUUUUUUUUUUUUGUUUAGAGUUUUCGUGUUACAGAUUUUGUUUCAAUUGAAUUUAAGUGUUACUCCAUUUUGCUUAUGAAAUCGAAAGGCCUUGCGACUCUUCUUCUAGUAUUUGAUGAAAUAUAAUUAAUAUGUUUUCGACUG
Molecule: messenger RNA, 715 nt
Organism: Cajanus cajan (pigeon pea)
Lineage: Eukaryota; Viridiplantae; Streptophyta; Magnoliopsida; Fabales; Fabaceae
Product: small ribosomal subunit protein uS9
Biological process (GO): translation; maturation of SSU-rRNA from tricistronic rRNA transcript (SSU-rRNA, 5.8S rRNA, LSU-rRNA)
Cellular component (GO): cytosolic small ribosomal subunit; ribosome
Molecular function (GO): RNA binding; structural constituent of ribosome
Source: RefSeq, a predicted model, not a curated record